ACCAUUUAUGUAGUUUACGCAAUCUGUUUCAGACUUUCAGUCAUUUACCCUUUUAGAUUUCUUUUUUCUUUUAUAUUUUAUAUCCCUUCAAAGAUUCAGAUUUUUCAAGAUCCUAAAAUCCCAAAGUCAGUCUUGCUCCACUGUGAAGAUACGUGCGUUAAGCGAAGUGCUUCGAUACCCUUGAAGAUUUCAACAACAAAAUCAUCCAAGAUUCUCAACUACUGAUUUGUUGUUCACCCAAAACGUGUUUCUGGGAGGUGGUUAGGUGGAAAUAAGGUGGUAGCAUUGAAUUUAGCAAUGGAUAGUUUAAAAGAGGACCAAUCAGAUACUCAAGCUAUUGACAAUAUAAAUGAGGAUGCACAGAACAUAAGUGAGAAAGAAGAUACAGAGAAAGAUAUGGCUCCGCCUGUCGGGAAUUCGAUUCAUCGAUCGGGUUCAAGACCGCAGCUUGAUCUUAGCGGUGCAGCAAUUCAAGGGAAUUUUGAAGAAAGAGACCCCACUAUUCUGUUGCCUAAUCAGUCUGAUGAUAUUUCUCAUUUGGCACUUGACAUUGGAGGAUCUCUUAUCAAGUUGGUUUAUUUUUCGAGACACGAGGAUCGAGCAGUCAAUGACAAGAGGAAAAUGUCAACAAAGGAGAGAUUUGGUGUUACAAAUGGUAACAGAAGGAGUUUUCCAAUUCUUGGAGGACGGCUGCAUUUUGUGAAAUUUGAAACGACUAAAAUUAAUGAAUGUUUAGAAUUCAUUCACUCGAAGCAACUUCAUAGAGGAGACAAUGACAAUGCGGUAAUCAAGGCUACAGGCGGUGGGGCGUACAAGUUUGCCGAUUUAUUUAAAGAAAAACUUGGAGUUGUAAUAGACAAAGAAGAUGAGAUGAAUUGUCUUGUUUCGGGUGCAAAUUUUUUGCUAAAGGCGAUUCGCCAUGAAGCUUUCACUCAUAAGGAAGGUCAUAAAGAGUUUGUGCAGAUAGACCAUAAUGAUAUGUACCCUUAUCUUCUUGUUAAUAUUGGAUCUGGUGUGAGCCUGAUAAAGGUGGAUGGAGAUGGGAAGUUUCAACGGGUUAGUGGGACAAAUGUCGGUGGUGGUACAUACUGGGGAUUAGGGAAACUGUUGACCAAGUGCAAAAGUUUCGAUGAACUGCUGGAGUUAAGUCAAAGGGGAGAUAAUAGCUCUGUAGACAUGCUUGUGGGGGACAUUUAUGGGGGAUUAGAUUACUCAAAGAUUGGACUUUCCGCAUCAACGAUUGCUUCAAGUUUUGGCAAGGUGAUUUCUGAGAACAAGGAGAUUGAAGACUAUAGACCUGAAGAUAUUUCUCUAUCUCUACUUCGUAUGAUAUCAUAUAAUAUAGGGCAGAUAUCUUAUUUAACUGCCUUGCAACUCGGAAUAAAGCGAAUAUUUUUUGGAGGGUUUUUCAUUAGGGGCCAUGCCUAUACCAUGGAUACCAUUUCCUUUGCAAUUAAAUUUUGGUCAAAAGGAGGUGCAGAAGCUAUGUUUUUGCGCCAUGAAGGUUUUUUGGGAGCUUUAGGUGCAUUUAUGAGUUAUGAAAAACAUGGAUUAGAUGAUUUAAUGGUUCAUCAGCUAGUCGAAAGAUUCCCAAUGGGUGCUCCGUACACUGGAGGAAAAAUUCAUGGGCCCCCACUUGGGGAUUUAAACGAGAAGAUAUCAUGGAUGGAGAAAUUUGUACGGAAGGGAAUUAAAAUAACCGCUCCGGUUCCAAUGGCUUCCCCGAGAACUACUGGUUUAGGUGGCUUUGAGGCCCCGUCUUCAAAAGGAGAUGCCCUUCGUUGUGAUGAAAGUAAUUUAAACGUUGGUGUUCUUCAUUUGGUUCCCUCAUUAGAAGUUUUCCCCUUGUUGGCUGACCCUAAAACCUAUGAACCAAACACCAUUGAUCUCGCUGAUCCCAAUGAGCUUGAAUAUUGGUUCACGGUGUUGUCUGAGCAUUUACCAGACCUUGUUGACAAGGCGGUGGCGAGUGAAGGUGGAACAGAUGAUGCUAGAAGAAGAGGUGAUGCCUUUGCUCGUGCAUUUUCUGCUCAUUUGGCAAGGUUGAUGGAAGAACCUGCUGCUUAUGGAAAAUUAGGCCUUGCGAAUCUUCUUGAAUUAAGAGAAGAAUGCUUGCGAGAAUUCAACUUUUUUGAUGCAUAUAGUACUAUUAAACAGAGAGAGAAUGAGGCAUCACUUGCUGUCUUGCCUGAUCUUUUAAUGGAGCUUGAUAGUAUGAGUGAGGAAACAAGACUUCUUACAUUAAUAGAAGGCGUUCUUGCUGCAAAUAUCUUCGAUUGGGGAUCCCGUGCUUGUGUUGAUCUUUAUCACAAAGGAACGAUUAUUGAAAUAUAUAGAAUGAGUCGCAAAAAGAUGCAAAGACCAUGGCGGGUGGAUGAUUUUGAUGCGUUUAAGGAAAGAAUGGGUUUUGGAGACAAGAAACCCUCUUUUCGUCAUAAGCGAGCUUUGCUUUUUGUGGACAAUUCAGGUGCUGAUGUUGUUUUAGGAAUGCUUCCCCUGGCCCGUGAGCUUCUACGCCGUGGAACUGAAGUUGUGCUUGUUGGAAACUCCCUUCCCGCACUAAAUGAUGUUACCGCGAUGGAACUUCCAGAAAUUGUUGCCGAGGCUGCCAAGCAUUGUGACAUUCUUCGUGGAGCUGCUGAAGCUGGCGGUUUACUUAUGGAUGCAAUGAGUAAUCCUCAAGAUAAUCCGAGUGAGAAGUUAUCUUCAACUCCGUUAAUGGUGGUUGAAAAUGGUUGCGGGAGUCCCUGCAUUGACUUGAGGCAGGUCAGCUCUGAGCUAGCUGCUGUUGCCAAAGAUGCUGAUUUGGUCAUUUUGGAAGGGAUGGGGCGUGCUUUGCAUACCAACUAUAAUGCUCGGUUUAAAUGUGAUGCUUUGAAGCUUGCGAUGGUGAAGAAUCAAAGGUUGGCUGAGAAGUUGAUUAAAGGGAAUAUAUACGAUUGCGUGUGCAGAUAUGAGCCAGCUAGCUAGUUGACAGUUGAAAUCUUUGGUGUUUCAUAAGCUAUGCUAUGCUAUACUCUUUUUUUUCUUUUGUAUUUCCGAUGAUCUUCGAAUCUUGUAUCUAUGUAUCAUAAGGCUCGAUUUCAGCCGUGAGAAUUUCAUGUUUUAAGCAAGAAUGUGGUCACAAAUUAUUACUAACUAUGCGGAACUGGUUCUAAUUAUAUACUUUAAUUGCCUUGCAA
Molecule: messenger RNA, 3182 nt
Organism: Helianthus annuus (common sunflower)
Lineage: Eukaryota; Viridiplantae; Streptophyta; Magnoliopsida; Asterales; Asteraceae
Product: pantothenate kinase 2
Exons: 23
Coding region: 298-2970 (890 amino acids)
Biological process (GO): coenzyme A biosynthetic process
Cellular component (GO): cytosol; nucleus
Molecular function (GO): ATP binding; pantothenate kinase activity
Source: RefSeq, a predicted model, not a curated record